This is a messenger RNA of Bactrocera tryoni, 1573 nucleotides long. RefSeq lists its product as uncharacterized. Bases 126 to 1370 code for a protein of 414 amino acids. The record is from RefSeq and is a predicted model, not a curated record. NCBI's taxonomy places the organism in Eukaryota, Metazoa, Arthropoda, Insecta, Diptera, Tephritidae. The transcript has 6 exons.
GUACGCGCGUUGUGUGUUUUCGAAAUCAAUUUUGAAGUUGUUUGCAUUCAUAAUUGAUAAUUUUCAACAUAUUCCAUCAAUUACCGUUUGUUUGCAUAAUUAACCCACUCGCUGUAAUUAACAACAUGUUGGCGCACAGCUUCGUGCUUCUCAUUAUUGUUUCGACAUCGUUCUACAUUUCGCGAGUCGUCUCCUUACGUCCCGCCGGCAAUGACGAUUACAUGCAAGGCAGCACUGUUGACAACGUUAAUCCCUUUGUGGCAGCGCGACAACGACUAAAACAACAACAACUUCAGUACGAACGAGCCAAGUAUAAAUACUUCGCUGAUAAUAAUGAGCACCAAGCUUAUGAUUUAAAUGGAAACAAUAAUAACAAUAUGGCAUACAGUGAUUACUUGCAACAACAACAGCAGCAACGAUUACAAAAUGGAAUUGCAAGCAUUGGAAAAACAAACAUGAAAGAAACACAGGCGAAAGCCAAUGACAAGCACGACGCAGCGCUCAACGAUUUUCCACCAAAUUCGGAAGAGGAAGCGGAGAAAGCGGCAGCAAAGAAGAAAUCAGAUUUAAAUGAUAUAUUUGGCAGCUAUCAGCAUGCAGCACGAAUGCAUAACGCAGCGAACAACAAAGAAGAUAAGGCAAAUCUGCGCGGCGAUUACGAGGUCUCUAAUGGCGAGUCCCAGCAUAGUGGAAUGGCUGCUCAGAAUGAAAUCGCGAAAAACGAACAUCAAACGAAACUUGCGCGACGCUCGGCAGCGCUGUCCCCUAAUCAAAAUCCAGCGGAUUAUGAGAACGAUGAAGAGCUCGAUUUGGACCUGCCCUAUGGCAUACAGAAUGUGCGCAAGCGUAUGGCUCGUCAUAAACCGGAUCAUACCAAAUCGAUCACUUAUCAGUCGCUGUGCCCCACCAAACGCAUCGCGAUACCGCUCGAGACUUCCGGUUACGAAUAUCGCCCCAGCCAUUAUGUAGAAGUCACAUGUGCACAUUAUACACCCGCACACAGUUUUGAGAUGAGAAAAAAUCGCAUUUGCUCAGAGGCGGGCUUCUCCUGCAUACAACUGAAUCGUACCAUUCACCUGAUAAGACGCAAUAAAGCAGCCAGCGACGAGUGUUGGGAGUCGGAAAUACGCAUUGUGCCCUCGGGUUGUGAAUGCAUGUGGCCGAAGCAUGACAAUGGCGAUAUCGCUGCCUACCAUGAGGCGCAGAAGCGUUUUGGCGCGUAUGCGAAUGUGCAGGCAAAUGCCGACUACGAGCAGGGCGUGGGCUAUCGCCAGAUACAGCCGCAACAAGCAGAAUUGUUCGGGAUAAAUGGAUUGCGUCGCAAUGAGAAUGCCGACGGCGUUGGUUUUGAGGCCUUCGAGUAUAAUUGAGGCUUGUUUUUUUAUCGAUGAAAGAUGAUUUGUUUGUUUGCGGACGACCCAGAUGACAAAGAAUGUGUUAAAUAGAAAGUGGAGGCAUUGAGAUCUCUCUGAUUUCCGAUCAUUUAAUUUACACACAUAAAAUAAGUAUAAUUGCUGAUUAUGUAAUUGAAAGUACCUUCUAAAUAAAUAUUUAGCAUAAAUUUAAUUUGCAA